Caenorhabditis angaria is the source of this 2446-nucleotide messenger RNA. NCBI's taxonomy places the organism in Eukaryota, Metazoa, Nematoda, Chromadorea, Rhabditida, Rhabditidae. The record is from the annotation of a GenBank genome assembly.
AUGGAAAAAGUCGGUGAACUGGAAAGUGUUCGAUGGUAUAGAUUAACAGGACAAGUUGAUGGAAAAUUGACGGCGAAAUCGGUUUCGAAUUUUCAAGUCGGAAUGAAAUUGAUAUUUUCGCAUUCGAGGUCAAAUCGGGGAUAUUCGAAACCGAUUGAAAUUCCGAUUGAGGUUUUGGAAUAUGAUGCGAUGACCAAGCAGGUUGGCGUUUUGACAACAACAGAAAAACUAGAAGAGAUGCCACGUGGAAACAGUUCUUAAUUUUGAAAAUUAUGAAACAACUUUUUUCGGAACUAACUUUAAAAUUUUCAGAAAUAUGAAAACUGAAAGUCUCCGGAUUUUUUAUGGUUUCAAUAAGUUCUAGAAUUUUUUUGUUGAAAAUGUCGACCCUAUAAAUUGCUAGAAAAAUCACCAUUGUUUUUGAAACUAAAAAUUCAGCCAUAUUUUCUCAUUCCAGAUUUCUCUCCUCUUCGAUUAUGCUGAAAAAUGCAAAAUUCAACAUUUUCGAUGUCUUUUUUUCUCAAAUUCACCUGAAAAUGAAUAUUCCUACGAUCCGUGAGUGUUUUUUCUCGAAAUCGAUUUAUUUCCCAAAUACAUAACACAUUUAUAGAAUUCUGCAUCAAUUCGUGAAGCGAGAUGUUCUUCAAAAAAUCAAAACUUCUUUCGCAAGUUUCGCCAUUUGUCAAAAAACAAGAGGUUUCGAUAGCAAAUUCAAGUUCUAGUCUGAAUCCAAAUUCGAAAGAUGCAACAACUUUGAGAAUCGCAUCGAGAAGUGAUUUGGAUGAUGAUUUCGAUUUUGAGAAAUUUCGAGAAUCUUUAAUUGACACAGUUGUCGGAUUAUCGCAUUCGAAUAAAAUGUCGGAAAAAGAAACACUUUGUCACGCGAGAAUUCAAUGUGUUGAAAUAUGCAAUUCACGAAUUGUGAUCACAGUUUUGAAUGAGGAAACUAUUGAUAUUUGGGAGGAUUUGGAUGUUUGGAUUUAUCCCAUUGAAUUGUAUCAAAAUACUGAGAAAUCGGAGAAUUUGAAAAGUCAGAUAACAGAAAUAGAAAAUGAUAUUUAUGGACAAUUGAAUGAUGGAUGGAAAUAUUUGAGAGGAGAAUUCAAGAGAUUUCGAACAAAAGAUGAGGGAGAAUGGAGAAAUGAAUAUUCGACUGUUUUACAAUUCAAAUUGAUCGAUGAAAAUGAUAAUGCACUUUUGAAGUUUAUUCAAAGAGGUUAGAUUUAAAGAAAAUGUGAUGGGAUGAUUCAGGACAAAAUAUAUCUUCUGACAAAAAAAUUCGAUUCGCAAAAUGUCAAAAAAUUUGAAAACAUACAUAAAAUGGGUCCCCAGAAUCGGGGUGAGGGGCUUAACUUUUUUCAAAAAUCUGAAGCACAACGUUCCGAAACGCAAUUGGAUGAGAGGAGAGAGAUUCUAGAGAAAACAUACGUUUUUAGUGGGCAAACGUGCUCAAAUGAGAACAAAAACUCCAUUUUCUGAGAGGUCGUUCAAACGUAUUGCCGACAUUGAUCAUCUCUUCCUCUCACCCUAUUGCAUUCUAUCAUUAGCCUAAAAUGUUGUGAAGGGAAGGGUGCCUAACUUGGCCAAUGUUCUGCUGAUAAUUUACCAAAAUUCCCAGAUUUGUCCAAAAUUCGCUCAAAAAUGUGAGGAAGGUGUUUAACUUUGGAAAAUUUUCAAGGAGGGACCCUAACUUUGAAAACUGACUCGGGGGACCUAUUUUAUGUAUGUUUGAAAACCUAUUUUUGACAUUUACUUUGUGUGAAAAAAAUUUAAACCAAAGUCUAGACUUUUCAAAUGAAAUGUGGUUUUUGCUCGAAAAGUUAUGAGCUCCCGACGUUUGAAUUUCUCCCAGAAACUUUUGAGCUGAAAUACUAAAUCCGAAAUUUUCAAUUUUCAUUUUUUAUUUAUUCAGAAACCCAAUAUUUCAGGUGACAAGUUGCGUCUUUCACUCGAUUCCGAUAUUCCUGGUCCAAUUUUUGUACGCGUCACUCAAGUUUUCCAUAAUUCAGAAGAUGUUUGUCAAAUUGAUCAGAAUACGGUAUUUUUUACAAUUUAAAUUCAAAAUUCUCACCAAAAAAUCUUUCAGAUUUAUGUAGCAAUAAUUGGAUUUGAAAAUACAUCCACAAAAAUGCGAUUAUCAAAAGAACUCCCAUAUUAUUUAUCAAUUGAUCGUGAUUCUCAAAAAUCCGAAGCAGAAAAAAAGGAAAAAGAAAAUAUGUCGGAAAGUGGAAGUUGUUCAAGUGAAGAUGUAGUUUUACAUGGUUAUUCAUUGAUUGAAAAUGUUGAUGAGUUAUGUGAAAUUAUUGGAAGUUUGAAAUUGGUUGAAUCGGAUGUGAAUUCGUAUGCAGAUAUUAAUGGAAAUCAACAAACUCAUUGUCGACUCUCGUUUUCAGUGGAAAAUAGAAAAAGUUUGAAACGAUUUGAAUGGUUGGAAGGUGAUUUUUGA